UUCCAGGUGAGGAAACUGAGGCCCAGAGAGUGACUUGAUCAGGGUCAUCUCCAACAUGCAGAGCCCUGCCAUCAUAUCUCUGUUGCUUGUGUCCAUGGGCCUCAUGGAAGAACUCCAGGCCCAGAGCCACCCCGUCAUACGACGAGACCUCCUCUCUCGAGAAAUGCCCCUAGACAUGGCCCUGGCCUCCUUUGAUGACCAGUAUGCUGGCUGUGCCGCAGCCAUGGCGGCUGCUCUCCCGGAUCUCAACCGCACAGAGUUUCAGGCCAACAAAGUGUACGCUGAUGGCUGGGUGCAGGCAAGCAGCCAGUGGCGGGAGCGCCAGGCCUGGGGGCCCGAGUGGGGCGUCAGCCCUACCCGUCUGCUCCCCCCCCUGGGCUUCCGAGAAGAGCAUGGGGUGGCCCUCCUGGCUUACACGGCCAACAGCCCCUUGCACAAAGAAUUCAACGCAGCCGUGCGUGAGGCGGGUCGCUCCCGGGCCCACUACCUCCAGCACUUUUCCUUUAAGACACUUCACUUCCUGCUGACCGAAGCCCUGCAGCUGCUGAGCAGCAGCCAGCGUCCACCCCAGUGCCACCAGGUGUUCCGAGGGGUGCAGGGCCUGCGCUUCCGGCCAGCGGGGCCUGGGGCCACUGUCAGGCUGGGGGGCUUUGCCUCUGCGUCCCUGCAGAAUGCUGCGGCCCAGCACUUUGGGGAAGACACUUUCUUUGGCAUCUGGACCUGCCUUGGGGCCCCCAUCAAGGGCUACUCCUUCUUUCCUGGGGAGGAGGAGGUGCUGAUCCCUCCCUUCGAGACCUUCCAGGUGAUCAACGCCAGCAGGCCGGCCCAGGGCCCCUCUCGUAUCUACCUCCGGGCCGUGGGCAAGCGCAGCACAUAUAACUGCGAGUACAUCAAAGACAAACAGUGCAAGUCUGAGCGCUGCCGUCUGGAUAGCUCAGCCAUGGGUCAGAGGCCCAUUCCUGCAGUCUGGUCCCUUCUACUGCUGCUCUGGUUCCUCGUUGGGGAGGUCUUUCCAGAGAGUCCGGGCCUCCUCUAA
Dama dama (fallow deer) is the source of this 1036-nucleotide messenger RNA. RefSeq names its product ADP-ribosyltransferase 1 (gene ART1). The record is from RefSeq and is a predicted model, not a curated record. Gene Ontology annotation, molecular function: NAD+-protein-arginine ADP-ribosyltransferase activity; NAD+ poly-ADP-ribosyltransferase activity. Bases 56 to 1036 code for a protein of 326 amino acids. The transcript is spliced from 4 exons. NCBI's taxonomy places the organism in Eukaryota, Metazoa, Chordata, Mammalia, Artiodactyla, Cervidae.